AUGGAAACGCCCGCUGGCGAUGCGCACGGAAAGGGUUGCGGUGGGUCGAACGAGAGGCUUUGUCCGUCUCUAGCAGGCCGUUUCAGGCGCGCAGGCCAGGAACCGUGGGAGCGUGCAAACCCGUACACCUCGCAGGCAGGUAGCUAUAUAGAAUAUUGGACUCAGGGUCGAAGCCAGCACCGGGCAGAUGAGACGAAACGCAGGAGACUUGAUAUGUUAAACCGCGUAGUGCUACAGCGGCAGAUGCUAGGGCCCCUGCGCGGGCAUUGGAGGAGCAUGGGGGGCGGGCCGUCAGCCGAAGAGCUGCGGCGGCGGGCCAACAUGGGGGAGAUGCUGACAUACCUGCAGGAGAAGGUGCCGCUGCUGCUCAGCGAGACGAUUGAGGACGCACGCCUUGCGCCGGACGUGGUGCUGCGCUUGAUGCCGCUCAGCCGGCCGUACCUGCCGGAAUUCCACGGGCACGCGCAGUACAAGACGGUGUGGAAGGGUCUGCAGAUGGUGGUGAACACGUUUGUGGUGCGGCAGCCGUGUGCCAUAGGGGUACGCAACCUGCACGUAGACGAGGCGAACCGGCUGAUCCGCAUUUCGUGGGCCACCACGGAGGGCCCCGAGGGAGAGGCGGCCCCGAGCGCCCAGGCCGGCGGCACGGAUCACGAGGAGCUGCGCCGCCACCUGGGGCACCGGCUCGACGAGCAGUGGGUCCGCAGCCUGGCGCGCGGCACGCACGUCAAGACUCGCGUGGUCAGUGGUGUGUUUCUAUUCGAACUGGAUCCGACCAACGAGCGCAUCUGCAGCCACAUCGUUGAUAACGUCACCAUGAUCGACGAAACCGAGGAGGACCAGGGCGCAAAGAAGGGCGCCUUUGCUGUUUGA
Messenger RNA from Eremothecium gossypii ATCC 10895, 873 nucleotides. RefSeq names its product Mco32p (gene MCO32). The transcript has a single exon. The record is from RefSeq and is marked provisional. The coding region runs from base 1 to 873 and encodes 290 amino acids. Lineage: Eukaryota; Fungi; Ascomycota; Saccharomycetes; Saccharomycetales; Saccharomycetaceae.